Messenger RNA from Rana temporaria (common frog), 20656 nucleotides. It is a transcript of the gene NEB, whose product is annotated as nebulin. NCBI's taxonomy places the organism in Eukaryota, Metazoa, Chordata, Amphibia, Anura, Ranidae. The transcript is spliced from 146 exons. The record is from RefSeq and is a predicted model, not a curated record. Gene Ontology annotation, biological process: cardiac muscle thin filament assembly. Gene Ontology annotation, cellular component: Z disc. Gene Ontology annotation, molecular function: actin filament binding. The coding region runs from base 212 to 20101 and encodes 6629 amino acids.
GUGCAUUUGCUUUGCUCUUGACCAGCGUUUCUGAGGAGGGAAGAGUUGGAGGCUUUGCUGCUAAGGGAAUUAAUUAAAAGUCACUGGUCUGGUCCAAAACCAAUCUGCAGAAACAAUACAGGGACAGGGAUCCACAGUACAGGCUCAUGCUGUUCAGAACGCAAAUAAUCUUGUUACCAUAAGUUUGUAGGUGACAGAGAGAACCCUCAUCAUGGCGGAUGACGAGGAAGUUGAGUAUGAGUAUUAUUAUGAAGAAACUGUCAUUGAAGAUGGGGAAGAUGGGGAAGUUGUGAUGGAAGUUGUGGAGCCAACGACUGAUGCCCCUAAAGCACCAGUGGCAUCGGCUGCUCCCGGCGAAAGAAAGAGAAAAAUCCGUAAAAAGGUGGACACAUCGAAGUUUAUGACGCCUUACAUUGCACACAGCAAGAAAAUGCAGGAGAUGUUCAGUCAGAAUAAAUAUAAAGAAAAAUUUGAAAAACAUCGGGGAGAGCCUUAUGCUAUCACAAUGGAUACUCCUGAACUCAGAAGGAUCAAGAAGGCCCAAGACCAGCUGAGUGAGGUGAAGUAUCGUAUGGAUGGCAAUGUCGCUAGAACCAACUGCCACGUAGAUGGACAAGCCAGAGACAUUGAACACGCUAAAAAAGUGUCUCUGCAAUUGAGCAAGGUUCUAUACAAGCAGAAUUGGGAGGAUACUAAGGAGAAGUACCUGUUACCUCCGGAUGCACCAGAGUUGGUGCAAGCUGUGAAGAAUACUGCAAUGCUCAGCAAGAAACAAUAUACAGCAGAUUGGGAUGAAGAUAAAACAAUGUAUUUUCCUUACUCUGAUAGUCCAGAACUGAGAAGAGUUGCUAAGGCACAGAAAGCUCUAAGUGAUAUCAAUUAUAAGAAAGGACAUAAUGAACAAAUGCUGCAGUUCACACAGCUGGCUGAUCGACCUGAUAUUGAAAUGGCCAAGAAAGUGUCACAACAGCUAAGCGAUAUUAAGUACCGUGAGGAUUAUAAGAACAAGGUAAAAGGCAAAUGGAGCCAGACCCCGUGUUAUGAAAUUGCAGUCGCCAGAAUGAAUUCCGAUAAUCUGAGUGAUAUAAAGUAUCAUGAAGACUUUGAGAGUAUUAAAGACCAAAUCAACUUCAUGCAGACAGAUACACCAGGAUAUAAGCUUAAUAAGAAGGCAGGACUGAAUGCUAGCACGGUGAAAUAUAAAGAAGAUUAUGAAAAAUCCAAGGGACCCACAGGUUACCAUACUCUUCCUGCCACAGAAAACCCCUUGCUGAGGCAACUCAAAAAAGCUGGAAAUUCCCUGAGUGAUAUAUUGUACAAGCAAUCGUAUGAAAAAGCCAAAGGAAGCAGUAUUAAUUACUGUGACACCCCCAAGUUUCAGAUUGAUCAUGUCCUGAAGAAUUUUAGUGAUCUUCAUUACAAAGAUCACUACCAAAGGAAUAUUCAGGGACAUUAUAUUGGCAGCUAUGAGAACCCAUAUAUGCUUCACUGUGCCAAAGUCAAUUCUUUACUAAGCGAUAAAAACUAUAAAGCUGAUUAUGAAGAGGACAAAACCAAUUGUUACUUCCCUCAGACUCUUACCCAAGAAUAUGAAGCUUCUAAGAAACUAGAUCAAUGUAAAGAUUACGUCUAUAAGAAACAUCCCGGUACAAUUAAAUUCACUCAAGUGACAGAUUCUCCAGUGCAGGUUCAAGCUGAAAUCAACACUCAGCAGCUUAGUGAUUUAAAUUAUAAAGCAAAGCAUGAAAAGGACAAGUUCAGGUGUUCUAUUCCAGAAGAUUCUCCUUUUAUACUUCAAUCUAGAUUGAACGCAUAUAACCUCAGUGAUAACUGGUACAAAUAUGACUGGAAUAAAUCAAAAGCAAAGGAGUUUGAAAUUAAGAUUGAUGCUAUCCCACUGGUGGCAGCAAAAGCAAACAGAAAAAAGGCCAGCGAUGUUGAAUACAAGAAAGACUAUGAACGGAACAGAGGAAAGAUGAUCGGAGCACUUAGCAUUCACGAUGACCCCAAGAUGCUGCAUUCUAAGAAAGUGUCUCGUAACCAGAGUGAUAUUGAAUACAAGAAAGACUAUGAGAUAGGAAAGACCAAAUAUAAUGUACCCUUGGAUAUGAUUCAAGUGCAGUCAGCUAAGAAAUCCCAGGCUAUUGCCAGCAACAUUGAUUAUAAACACCUCCUUCACAAUUACUUUUACCCUCCUGACAGCAUUAACCUGGAAUCGGCUAAGAAGGCCUAUACCAUCCAGAGUGAUGUUGAUUAUAAAUCGGAUUAUAACAGCUGGGUAAAAGGUUGUGGAUGGGUGCCUUAUGGAUCCCUGGAUGUGGAACAAGCCAAGAAAGCUGGGCAGAUCCUGAAUGAGAGAAAAUACAGACGACAUCCAGAUACUUAUAAGUUUACUUCUGUAGAAGAUGAUCCUGUUAUGGUCCAAGCUAAAAUCAACCAGAAACAGAGGAGUAAUAUUCUAUAUAAAGCAGCAGGAGAAAAGGUUAUUCAUAAAUAUUCCUUACCUGCAGAUAUUCCCGAAUUUAUCCAAGCCAGAGUUAAUGCCUAUAACAUAAGCAAUAAUUGUUACAAACAAGAAAUGGAAGAACUAAAGACUAAAGGAUAUGAUCUGAGGUCUGACGCUAUCUCUAUCAAGGCUGCCAAAGCUGCUAGACAAGCAGCUAGUGAUGUACAUUAUAAGAAAUCUUAUGAGGCCCAGAAAGGGAAACUUGUCGGUUUUCGAAGUCUACAAGAUGAUCCUAAGCUUGUCCACUACAUGCAUGUGGCAAAGAUUCAGUCUGGGCGUGAAUAUAAGAAAGACUAUGAAAAGUCAAAGACCAAAUACAAUACUCCACUGGAUAUGGUCAACGUGGUGGCUGCCAAAAAGUCUCAGGAUAUUGCAAGUGGCAUUGGCUACAAACAGCCAAUCCAUCACUACACUUACCUACCAGAUGCUAUGAGCAUUGAACUGUCCAAGAAAAUGAUGGAAAUACAAAGUGAUAACAUCUACAAGUCUGAUCUGACCAGCUGGAUGAAGGGCACAGGGUGGAUUCCUAUCGGGUCCCUUGAUGUAGAGAAGGCCAAGAAGGCUGGUGAUGCUUUGAAUGAAAAGAAAUAUCGCCAGCAUCCAGACACCAUAAAGUUUACAAGUAUAGCUGAUACUCCUGUCAUGGUCCAGGCUAAGACAAAUGCUCUUCAACUCAGUGAUAAACUGUACAAAUCCUCAGGAGAGAAGACCUUGCACACGUACCAUUUGCCCCCAGAUGCACCUCAGUUUAUUCAAGCCAAGUACAAUUCUGCUAACAUUAGUGAUAGUUUUUACAAGCAGGACUGGCAGAAAACCAUCAGUAAAGGACACCAUGUUCUGGGUGAUUCCAUUCCCAUUGUUGCUGCCAAAGCUUCCAGAAAUAUUGCCAGUGACUACAAGUACAAACAAGCCUAUGAGAAAGCCAGAGGUAAGCAUGUUGGCUUCAGAAGCAUCUAUGAUGAUCCUAAACUUGUGCAUUUCAUGGCUGUGGCUAAGAUGCAGUCUGAGCGGGAAUACAAGAAGGACUAUGAGAAAUUGAAGACCAAAUAUCACACUCCUCUUGACAUGGUUAGCAUUACAGCUGCCAAGAAGUCCCAAGAAAUAGCCACCAACACCAAUUACAAGCAGCCAAUCCAUCACUACACCUUAUUACCGGAUGCCAUGAGCGUGGGGUUGUCUAAGAACAUGAUGCAGAUUCAGAGUGAUAAUUUCUACAAAGAAGAUUACAACUCCUGGUUUAAGGGUAUUGGAUGGAGUCCUCUAGGCUGUUUGGAAGUUGAAAAAGUUAAGAAGGCUGGAAAUGCUCUGAGCGAGAGGAAGUAUCGCCAGCAUCCUGACACUUUCAAAUUUACAAGCAUCCCAGACUCUAUGGAAAUAACUUUAGCUCAGAGCAAUACCAAACAGCACAGUGAUAUAAACUACAAAUCAGCAGGAGAGAAAGUGAAGCACAAGUAUAAUCUGAACCCUGAUGACCCUAAUUUCAUCCAAGCUAAAGUCAAUGCACAGAAUAUAAGUGAAUCUUAUUAUAAAGCUGACUGGAUCAAGCACCUGGCUAAAGGAUAUGACCUCAAACCUGAUUCCAUUUCAAUUCUUGCUGCUAAGGCAUCACGAAACAUUGCCAGUGAUUACAAAUAUAAACAAGCCUAUGAAAAAGCCAAGGGUAAGCACGUGGGAUUCCGCAGCCUACAGGAUGACCCUAAAUUGGUCCACUACAUGCACGUGGCCAAAAUCCAAUCUGAUCGUGAAUAUAAGAAGGACUAUGAGAAAAGCAAGACGAAGUAUCACACUCCAAUUGAUAUGUUCAGUGUCACUGCUGCUAAGAAAGCUCAGGAAGUGUCCUCCAAUACGAACUACAAGCAGCUGAUCCAUGCAUACACCCUUCUGCCUGAUGCUAUGAAUUUACAACUCUCCAGAAACAUGAUGAACAUCCAGAGCGAUAACCAAUAUAAGACAGAUUUCAAUAACUGGCUAAAAGGUGUCGGAUGGGUUCCAAUUGGAUCCUUAGAUGUUGAAAAAGCAAAGAAAGCCAGUAACAUCUUCAGCGAAAAGAAGUACAGACAAAAUCCAGAUCAAUGGAAAUUUUCCAUUCCAAAUGAUGCCAUGGAUCAAGUACUUGCAAAGAAUAAUGCAGUAACUAUGAAUAAGAGACUUUAUACAAAAGCCUGGGAUAAAGACAAGACCAAAAUCCAUGUGAUGCCAGAUACUCCUGAAAUUCUUCUGUCUAAAGUCAACCAAGUUAACACAAGUGACAAAAUGUACAGACAAGCUUGGGAAGAUGCCAAGAAGAAGGGCUAUGAUUUAAAGCCAGAUGCCAUAUCCAUAAAGGCUGCCAGAGCGUCAAGGGACAUUGCCAGCGAUUACAAAUACAAGAAAGCCUAUGAACAAACCAGAGGAAAGCACAUCGGAUUUAAGAGCCUGCAGGAUGACCCCAAACUGGUGCAUUUUAUGCAUGUGGCAAAGAUGCAAUCUGAUCGUGAAUAUAAGAAGGACUAUGAAAAGUCCAAGACCAAAUUCCACACUCCCGUAGACAUGUUCAGCGUGACUGCUGCCAAACUGUCUCAGAACGUGGCAUCUAAUAUUAACUACAAACGUCUCAUCCACAACUACAACCUCUUGCCUGAUGCUAUGCCACUUGCACUUUCCAGAAACAGGAUGCAGAUACAGAGCGAUAAUGUUUACAAGUCAGACUACAAUGAGUGCAUGAGAGGCGUUGGAUGGGUACCCUAUGGAUCUCAGGAAGCUGAGAAAAACAAGAAAGCUAUGUCAAUCCUCAGCGAGAAGACCUACCGCCAACACCCAGACACACUCAAGUUUACCAGUAUACCCGACUCCAUGGAGAUGGUACUGGCCAAAAACAAUGCUCAGACCAUAAACAAGAAUCUGUACACAAAAGCCUGGGAGAAAGACAAGAGGACCAUCCAUGUCAUGCCAGAUACUCCGGAUGUGCUUUUGGCUAAAGCCAAUGCUUUCAAUAUUAGUGAGAAACAAUACAAACUAGCCAUGGAAGAGUCUAAGAAAAAAGGCUAUGACCUCAAAGCUGAUGCCAUCGCCAUCCGUGCUGCAAAAGCCUCCAGAGAUAUUGCUAGUGAUUAUAAGUACAAGAAAGCCUAUGAAGCAUCCAGAGGAAAGAUGGUGGGAUUCCGCAACCUUCAGGAUGACCCCAAACUGGUGCAUUUCAUGAAUGUAGCCAAGCUACAAAGCGACCGUGAAUACAAGAAGGAGUAUGAGAAGACCAAAACAAAGUACCAAACACCACUUACCACCUUCAGCGUCAUGGCUGCAAAGGCGGCCCAGAAUAUUGCUUCAAAUUCCCAUUACAAGAAUCUCAUCCACAACUACAUCAUGCUGCCAGACGCCAUGCAGGUCCGGCUUGCCAAGAACAUGAACCAGAUCCAGAGUGAUAAUGAAUACAGGCUAGACUACAAUCAAUGGUACAAAGGAAUGGGCUGGUCUCCCCUGGGCUCUCUUGAUGUUGAGAAGAGCAAGAAAGCUUCUGAGAUUGUGAGUGAUGCCAAAUACCGCCAACACCCCAGCAAGUUCUCCUUUACCAAGCAUAUGGAUUCAAUGGAUCUUGAUUUAGCCAAGCAGAAUGCUAUCACUAUGGAUAAACGUCGGUACAUUGAUGCCUGGGAGAAGGAUAAGACAAAGAUCCAUGUGAUGCCAGACACACCAGGCAUUCUUCAGGCCAAAGAGAACAUGAUCAAUUUCAGUGAAAAACUAUACAAAUCUGGAUGGCAAGAAAUCAUUAAGAAGGGCUAUGAUCUAAGACCAGAUGCUAUUUCAAUAAAAGCAGCCAGAGCCUCAAGAGAUAUUGCCAGUGAUUAUAAAUACAAAACAGCCUACAGAAAGCAGCAGGGACACCAUGUUGGAUACCGCAAUAUUAAAGAUGAUCCAAAGUUAGUAUGGUCCAUGCAUGUGGCCAAGAUCCAGAGUGACCGGGAAUACAAGAAAGACUUUGAGAAGUCAAAGACAAACUUUAACGUGCCUGCGGACAUGCUCAGUUUCCUAUUGGCCAAAAAAUGCCAGACCCAGGUCAGCGAUAUUGACUACAAACGACUCCUGCACAACUGGACUUGUCUGCCUGACCAGACAGCUUUUGUCCAAGCAAGAAAAGUCAAUGAGAUACAAAGUGAUAAUGUCUAUAAGGCAGACUACAAUGAAUUCAUGAAGGGUGUAGGAUGGAUUCCUUUUGGAUCUCAGGAAGCUGAGAAGAACAGGAAAGCCAUGGAUAUCAUCAGCGAGAAGAAAUACCGCCAGCAUCCAGACAAGUUCCGCUUUACAAGCAUACCUGACUCUAUGGAGUUAGUUUUGGCCAAGAAUAACGCUCAAAUCAUAAAUCAGAAACUUUACAAAGAAGCCUGGGAAAAGGAUAAGGGACAUAUCCAUGUCAUGCCAGACACUCCUGAAAUCCUCCUGGCAAAGGCAAACCUGAUCAAUAUCAGUGAAAAACUCUACAAAUCUGGCUACGAAGAGAACAAGAAGAAAGGCUAUGACCUGCGAGCUGAUGCUAUUCCUAUCAAGGCUGCCAGAGCUUCAAGAGACAUUGCCAGCGAUUUCAAGUACAAAGAAGGUUACCGCAAGCAGAAAGGCCAUCAUGUGGGUUUCCGCAGUCUGCAAGAUGAUCCCAAAUCUGUAUGGGCCAUGCACGUAGCCAAGAUCCAGAGUGACAGAGAGUACAAGAAGGAGUAUGAGAAAUGGAGGACCAAUUUUAAUACCCCAGUUGAUAUGCUGGGAAUAUUGCUGGCCAAGAAAUGCCAGACAUUAGUUAGUGACGUUGACUAUAAACAUUACCUUCACAAGUGGACCUGUCUCCCAGACCAGAAUGAUGUGGUACAGGCAAGAAAGACCUACGAUAUACAGAGUGAUAACCUCUACAAGUCGGAUUUGCAAUGGCUUAAAGGAAUUGGCUGGGCACCCUCUGGUUCCUUGGAUGAUGAGAAGAACAAGAGGGCAGGAAAGAUCCUGAGCGAGAAUAAGUAUCGCCAACACCCAGACACAUUAAAAUUCACCAGUGUCACUGACUCCUUGGAAAUGGUGCUGGCUAAAUCCAAUGCAGAUAUUAUGAAUAAGCGCCUCUAUACUGAUGCAUGGAAUAAGGAUAAGAUUCAACUCCACAUUAUGCCUGAUACACCGGAAGUCGUCCUGGCAAAACAGAACAAGAUUAACUUUAGUGAGAAAUUGUACAAACAAGCGUUGGAGGAGUCCAAGAAAAAAGGCUACGACCUCCGUCCUGACGCCAUCUCUAUAAAGGCUGCCAAGGCAUCUCGCGAUAUCGCCAGCGAUUACAAAUACAAGGCAGCUUACAGGAAGCAGCAGGGACAUCAUGUUGGAUUCCGCAGUAUAAAAGACGAUCCUAAAUUGGUAUGGUCCAUGCAUAUUGCCAAGAUCCAGAGUGACAGAGAGUACAAAAAGGAGUUUGAGAAACAGAAGACCCAAUAUCAAAGCCCUGUGGAAAUGUUGUCUGUUUUGUUGGCCAAGAACUGCCAGAAACUUGUGAGCGACAUUGACUAUCGCCACCAUCUUCAUCAAUGGACAUGUCUGCCAGACCAGAAUGAUGUCAUUCAGGCCAGGAAAGCCUACGACCUUCAGAGUGAUAACCAGUACAAAUCAGAUCUUGGGUGGAUGAAAGGCAUUGGCUGGGUUCCUAUCGGUUCUCUGGAUGUCGAGAAGACAAAGAGGGCCGGUGAUAUUCUGAGUGAAAAUAAGUACAGACAGCACCCCGACACUAUCAAAUUCACCAGUGUUGUUGACUCCAUGGACUUGAGCCUGGCAAAAGCCAAUGCAGAAAUUAUGAACAAGAAACUGUACACACAAGCCUGGGAAAAAGACAAGACCAACAUUCAUAUCAUGCCUGACACACCAGAAAUUGAACUGGGAAGACAAAACAAGAUAAACUACAGUGAGAGCAAAUACAGACAAGCUAUGGAAGAAUCAAAGAAGAAGGGGUAUGACCUCAGAGUUGAUGCCAUUCCAAUUAAAGCUGCAAAGGCUUCUCGAGAUAUUGCCAGUGAUUUUAAAUACAAAACAGGAUACCGCAAGCAGCAAGGCCACCAUGUUGGGUUCAGAAGUCUCGAGGAUGAUCCCAAAUCUGUUUGGGCUAUGCAUAUUGCCAAGAUCCAGAGUGACAGAGAGUACAAGAAGGAUUUUGAGAAACAGAAGACCCAAUAUCAAAGCCCUGUGGAGAUGUUGUCUGUUUUGUUGGCCAAGAACUGCCAGAAACUUGUGAGCGACAUUGACUACCGCCACCACCUCCACCAAUGGACAUGUCUGCCAGAUCAGAAUGAUGUCAUUCAGGCCAGGAAAGUCUAUGACAUCCAGAGUGAUAAUCAGUACAAAGCAGACUUACAGUGGAUGAGGGGCAUUGGCUGGGUCCCCAUUGGCUCACUAGACGUAGAGAAGACCAAGAGAGCAGGUGAUAUCCUUAGUGAAAGGAAAUACCGCCAGCACCCAGACACCCUCAAAUUUACCAGUGUGACUGAUUCCAUGGAACUAAUGCUGGCAAAAGCUAAUGCUGAGACCAUGGAUAAGCGCCGGUACACCGCAGCAUGGAACAAGGAAAAGGAAACGAUCCAUGUGAUGCCAGACACUCUUGAAAUCGAGUUGGCCAAAGCAAAUCGUAUCAAUUACAGUGAGAAACAGUAUAGACUUGCACUGGAAGAAAGCAAAAAGAAGGGUUAUGACUUACGUGUUGAUGCCAUCUCCAUUAGGGCAGCAAAAGCUUCAAGAAAUAUAAUCAGUGAUUAUAAAUAUAAAGCAGGCUACAGACAGCAGCAAGGCCACCAUGUUGGGUUCAGAAGUCUCAUGGAUGAUCCCAAAUCUGUUUGGGCUAUGCAUAUUGCCAAGAUCCAGAGUGACAGAGAGUACAAGAAGGAUUUUGAGAAACAGAAGACCCAAUAUCAAAGCCCUGUCGAAAUGUUGUCUGUUUUGUUGGCCAAAAACUGCCAGAAACUUGUGAGCGACAUUGACUACCGCCACCAUCUUCACCAAUGGACAUGUCUGCCAGACCAGAAUGAUGUCAUUCAGGCCAGGAAAGCCUAUGACCUUCAGAGUGAUGCACUCUACAAAUCUGACCUGGAGUGGCUGAGAGGUAUUGGUUGGGUGCCUGUUGGUUCCUUGGACGUGGAAAAGGCAAAGAAAGCUGGACAGAUUUUGAGCGAUAAGGCCUACCGUCAAAAGCCAGAUACUAUCAAGUUCACAUCUGUCCCAGACUCAAUGGAAAUAGUACUGGCCCAGAACAAUGCUCAGACUAUGAAUAAGCGCCUGUACACUGGAGCUUGGGAUAUCGACAAGAGAACCAUCCAUGUCAUGCCAGACACACCAGAGAUCCUGCUUGCAAAGGCUAACUCUGUCAACAUCAGUAAUAAAUUAUAUACCAAAGGAUGGGACGAUGCCAAGGCGAAAGGAUAUGACAUAAAGGCUGACACCAUUUCCAUCAAGAGCGCCAGAGCUUCCAGGGAUAUUGCCAGUGAUUAUAAAUACAAGACCGGAUACCGCAAGCAGCAAGGCCACCAUGUUGGGUUCAGAAGUCUCGAGGAUGAUCCCAAAUCUGUUUGGGCUAUGCAUAUUGCCAAGGUCCAGAGUGACAGAGAGUACAGAAAGGAGUUUGAGAAGCAGAAAACCCAAUAUCAAAGCCCUGUGGAAAUGUUGUCUGUUUUAUUGGCCAAGAACUGCCAGAAACUUGUCAGUGACAUUGACUACCGCCACUACCUCCACCAAUGGACAUGUCUGCCAGACCAGAAUGAUGUCAUUCAAGCCAGGAAGGCCUAUGACUUGCGCAGUGAUUGGCUAUAUAAAUCUGACCUGGAAUGGAUCCGUGGUUGUGGAUGGAUUCCUAAUGAUUCCUUGGAAGUGAACAAAGUGAAGAAAGCUCAGGAAAUCUUAAGUGAGCGUCACUAUCGCCAGCCUCCUAACACCAUCAAAUUUACCAGUGUUGUUGACUCUCUAGAUGUGGUUUUGGCAAAGAAUAAUGCCCUGCAGCAAAGCAGCAGCAUUUACCAAGACGCUUGGAACAAGGAGAAGACCAAGUUCCAUUUGCCUUCUGACACUCCACAGAUGGUACAGUCCAAGAUCAAUGCAGUCAAUAUAAGCAAUAAACAAUACCAGCUGGACUGGGACAAGGAAAAGUCGAAGGGCUACGAUUUAAGAGCAGAUGCUAUUGCAAUCAAGUCUGCCAGAGCAUCAAGGGACAUCGCUAGUGAUUACAAAUACAAGACUGGAUACCGCAAGCAGCAAGGACACCAUGUUGGAUUCAGAAGCCUACAGGACGAUCCUAAGUUGGUGUGGGCCUUGCAUAUUGCUAAAAUGCAGAGCGACAGAGAGUACAAGAAGGAGUUUGAGAAACAGAAGACCCAAUAUCAAAGCCCUGUGGAAAUGUUGUCUGUUUUGUUGGCCAAGAACUGCCAGAAACUUGUGAGCGACAUUGACUACCGCCACUACCUCCACCAAUGGACAUGUCUGCCAGACCAGAAUGAUGUUAUACAGGCCAAGAAAGCCUAUGACUUGCGCAGUGAUUGGAUAUACAAGUCUGACUUGGAAUGGAUCCGUGGUUGUGGCUGGAGUCCUAAUGACUCUCUGGAGGUGAACAAAGUAAAGAAAGCUCAGGAGAUCAUAAGUGAACGCCACUAUCGCCAGGCUCCUGACACCCUUAAAUUCACCAGCAUUGUCGAUGCUCCAGGACUUGUCCUAGCCAAAACAAAUGCUCUCCAGAUUAGUGAUUGGGUGUACAGAGAUGCAUGGGAUCGUGAAAAGACUAAAUUCAGCCUCCCAUCAGACACUCCAGGAAUGGUACAGUCCAAAGUCAACGCUGCCACCAUCAGUGAAAAAGUCUACAAGAAAGACUGGGAUAAAGCCAAGACGAGUUAUGACUUAAGAGCAGAUGCUAUCCCCAUUCGCAGCGCCCGGGCUUCAAGAGACAUAGCCAGCGACUACAAAUACAAGACUGCACAUGAGAAGCAGAAAGGUCACUACAUUGGGACUCCAACUGCCAAAGAUGAUCCUAAACUGAUGUGGUUGAUCAAAUCUGGUAAACUCCCAAUUGACAGGAUCUACAAAAAAGAUUAUGAAAAGACCAAGACCAAGGUUCACAUACCAGCAGAUGCGGUGUCCAUCCUAACUGCCAAGCAAGUCCAGGCUGCUGCCAGUGAAAUUGACUACCGUCAUUACCUGCACCAAUGGACCUGUCACCCCGACCAGAAUGAUUGUAUUCAGGCUAGGAAAGCAUAUGAUUUACAGAGCGACGCCAUCUACAAAUCAGAUCUGGAAUGGAUCCGGGGGUGUGGCUGGUUCCCUAACGACUCGGUGGAACAUAAGAAAGUGAAGAAUGCACAAGAGAUCUUAAGCGAACACCAUUAUCGACAGCCGGCCAGCAGCAUGAAGUUUACCAGCAUUGUGGACCUACCAGUUGUUGUCCUGGCUAAGACCAAUGCUGAUCAGAUCAGCUCUAGCAAAUACAAAGAAGCUUGGGAACAAGACAAGAGAACAAUUCAUGUCAUGCCAGACACGCCUGAGAUUAUAUUGUCAAAGGCCAACGCUAUUAAUGUCAGCCAUAAACAGUACACAGAUAGCUGGGAUAAGGUGAAGAUGAUCUAUGACAUGAAAGCUGAUGCUAUCUCCAUCAAAGCAGCUAAGGCCUCUAGAGAGAUUGCAAGUGAUUACAAAUACAAGUUGGCCCACGAGAAGCAGAAAGGUCACUAUAUUGGAACACCCACAGCUCAUGCUGACAAUAGAUUGGCCUGGUACUUGAAGGCUUCUAAGCUUCCCAGUGACCUCCUUUACAAGAAAGACUUUGAGAAGACAAAGACACACGUGAACCUGCCUGUAGAUAUGGUCUCAGUUGUUGCUGCUAAGUUAUGCCAGAAACUGGUCAGUGAGAUUGACUACCGUCAUUAUCUGCACCAAUGGACAUGCCUACCAGAUCAGAAUGAUGUCAUCCAGGCUAGGAAAGCCUAUGAUCUUCAGAGUGAUGCAAUCUACAAGUCAGAUCUUGAGUGGCUGCGUGGUGUUGGAUGGAUGCCAAAUGAAUCACAUGAUGUCAAGAAGGCCAAGUUUGCCCAGGACAUCUUGAGCGAUAGGAAGUAUAAAACCAAACCUGACACUAUCAACUUUACUGCAGUUACUGACAGAGUGGAUUAUGUCACUGCCAAACAAGCUGCAGUUAUUCGCAGUGAUAUUAAAUAUCAGGAAGCAUGGAACAACAUUAAGACAAAGUACACUUCUGUGAAUGACUCCCCUCUUAUGCUAACAGCAAAAGAGGCAGCCAAGAACGCCAACAAUAAACUCUACACAUCUGGCUGGGACAAUACCAAAGCCACCGGGUACUUUAUGCCACAUGAUGCUGUUCAAAUAACCCAUGCCAAAAAGAGUGAUAUUGCCCAGAGUGAGCUGAAAUACAAAGCUGACUACAUCAAACAACGAGGCCACUAUGUUGGAGUUCCUAAUGCAGAUGCUGAUCCUAAACUUAAGUGGUCCAAGCAUGUCAGCAUUAUGCAGAAUGACAGAGAAUACAAGAAGCUGUAUGAAAAGUUGAAGUCCAAGAUCCAUAUCCCUCCUGACAUGAUACAUCUGGAACAAGCCAAAAUUGGACAGAGCUUGGCCAGUGAAAUUGAUUAUCGUACCCAUCUUCACAAAUGGACAUGCCACCCUGACCAGAAUGACUGUAUACAAGCUAGGAAAGCCUACGACUUACAGAGUGAUGCCAUAUACAAAUCUGACCUGGAAUGGAUCCGUGGUUGUGGAUGGGUUCCUCUGGACUCUGUAGAGCACCAGAAAGUGAGGAAGGCUCAAGAGCUGGUCAACCAGAGAGCCUACAAAAAGGAUGCAAUUGACAACUUUGAAAAGUUCUCCCAUGUGGUUGAUACACCUGAAAUCGUGCUUGCUCAAGCCAAUGCCAUCAACCAAAGUGAUCUGAGAUACAAAGAAACCUUUAACGCAGAAAAAGGGCAGUACAUUGGCUCUGCUGAUAAUCCUCAGCUCAUCCACUCCAGAGAGAUGUCCAAACUUACCAGUGAUAAACUGUACAAAGACUCAUGGGAUAACUCCAAAGCUCUGGGUUACCAACUGGAUGAAAAGUACAUUCCUAUUGUUGGAGCCAAACACUCAAAGCUUGUUUCAAGUGAUCUGAAGUACAAAGAACAUUAUGAAAAGGAGAAGGGACACUACCUUGCAGGCAUCACAAUUGAUGACUUCCCAAGUGUUGUGCGUUCAUUACAAUUCCAGAAGAUGAGGAGCAUGCUGCCAUACAAGAAGAAUUAUGAGGAUAAUAAAACAAAGAUUCAUCUUCCAACUGACAUGAUAAACAACGUUGUUGCCAAGAGAUGCCAACACAUCUUGAGUGACAUUGAAUACCGCCGAUAUCUCCACGAAUGGACAUGCCUACCAGAUGAGCAGGGUGUCAUCCGUGCCAAAAAAGCCAAUGAGAUUUUGAGUGAUGUUCUCUACAAGGAGGAUCUUACCUGGCUGAAGGGCAUCGGAUGCUAUGCGUGGGACACACCCCAAAUUUUGCUCGCUAAGAACUCUUAUGACCUUCAGAGUCAAAUUAAAUACCAGAAAGCAAGCAAGGACAAUUACCAGAACUUUAGCGUUGUUACCGACACUCCUGUGUACGUCACAGCUGUUCAAAGUGCCAUCAACGCCAGCGACCGUAAGUACAAAGAGGACUAUGAGAAGAACAAGGAGAAAUACACAACUGUUCUGGAAACUGUAGACUACAACCGCACUCAGAACCUGAAGGAUCUGUUCAGCCAUAACAUGUACAAACAAGCCUGGGAUACUAUCAAAGCCACCAGCUACCAGCUUCCUGCGGACACAGUGUCCUUGGCAUUUGCUAAGCAAAACAAGCACAUUGCCAGUGCUCUGAAGUACCGUGAGGAAUACGAGAAGUUUAAAGCACUUUAUACUUUGCCAAAGGGUAUCCAAGAUGAUCCAGGCACAGCAAGAUGUAUCAGAGUUGGAAAACUCCCCCUGGAUCGUUUAUACAGAGAGACCUAUGAAAAGAACAAGGCGAAGAUCCACAUCGCUCCUGACAUGUUGGAGAUCGUUUCUGCCCGGGAGACACAAGACAAAGUCAGUGAAAUCGAUUACAGGAAAUAUCUUCAUGAAUGGAUCUGUCUGCCUGACCUUCAAAUGAACGUCCAUGUCCGCAAAGUCAAUGACCAGCUGAGCGAUAUUGUGUACAAGGAUGAUCUGAACUGGCUGAAAGGAGUGGGCUGCUUCGUUUGGGACACACCUGAGAUCCUGCAUGCCAAACAUGCAUAUGACCUCCGCAGUGAGUACAAAUACAAAGCUAAAGCUGAAGAGUUGAAGAAGAAGUUCUCCUCAGUGGUGGAUACUCCAGUCUACGUCCAGGCUGUCACCAGUGGCAAACAAAGCAGCGAUGUUGUAUAUCACUCUGACUAUGAGAAGAAUGUUAGAGGAAAAGUUACUUCCAGCACCAACACAGUUGAACUGGACAGAGCCAGCAACGCCAACAAGAUACGAAGUGAUACUCUGUACCGGGAGGCCAGCGUCCAAUCCCUUCCCACAGGUUAUAGUCUUCCAAAGGAUAUGCCAUCCAUUGUACAAGCCAAGAAAGCUCAGAUCCUUGGCAGCAAUCUGAAGUACAAAGAACUCUAUGAACAUGUGAAGGCUAAAUCCUACACCCUGCCUGCAGAUAAUGUUAGCUUUAUCAACAUCAAGAAUGUCAACAAAGUCCUUAAUGAGAGGCUUUACCGUCAGUUGUAUCACAAGCAGAAGGAUAAAAUACAUACAACUCCAGAUACACCAGAGAUCCGCCAAGUCAAAGCUACACAGGAUGCCAUUAGUGAUCUGGUGUACAAAUCUGACUAUUUCAAACUGCAAGGUCACAUGAUCUCAAUGCCAUACACCCCACAGACUAUUCAUUGCCGCUAUGUUGGAGAAAUAACCAGCGAUAAUAAGUACAAGGAAGACUUGCAGUGGUUGAAAGGUCUUGGAUGCUUCCUAUAUGACACUCCAGAUAUGGUGCGGGCUCGUGACCUGCGCAAGCUCUGGUCUCACUAUGAAUACACCACCCCUGCCAAGAAGAUGUGGGACAAAUACAGUGUGGUACUGGACACCCCAGAAUACAGGACUGUUCAGGAACUAAAAACACAUCUAAGCGAGAAUGUUUACAGAGCUGCUGGCAACAAGCAGAAGUCAAUCUACACCAGUGUACUAGAUACUCCCGACUUUGUUAGAUCCAAGAAAGGACAAGAGCUCCAGAGCAAGUACAUAUACACAGAGGUUGCAACUAAAGAGAGACCCCAUCACCAUGCUGCUGGACAAACACAAGACCUCCAACUUGCUAAACACGUCAAGGACCUGGUCAGCGAGAAAAAAUACAAAGCUCAAUACGAGAAACUGAAGCACAAAUAUACUACUGUGCUUGACACUCCAUUCAUUCUGAGAGCCAGGAAAGCCUACUUCAAUGCCAGCGACCUUCGCUACAAAGAAACCUUUGAGAAAGCCAAGGGUAAAUACCACACAGUGAAAGAUGCCCUGGAUGUCAUCUACCACCGCAAAGUCACCGAUGACAUCAGCAGUGUUAAAUAUAAGGAGAAGUAUGUUAGCCAGCUGGGUAUCUGGAGAUCCAUUCCCGAUCAUCCUGAGUACUUCCGUCACCGCGCAGUGACAGAUUCCAUUAGCGAUUCCAAAUACAAAGAGGAUUUGACAUGGCUGAAGGGCAUUGGCUGCUAUGCCUUUGACACACCUGACUUGACUCUGGCUGGACAAAACAAACAACUCUACAGUGCAUACAAGUACCGCGAAAACUUUGAAAAGACAAAGUCCAAAUUCAAGUACACAGUAGAUACUCCUCUGCUCAAUCACUUUAAGUAUGCUACUCAACUGGGAAAUGAGAAAAAGUACAAAUCUACUGCCAAGAUGCUGCGGGAACAUGGCUGCAAUGAAAUUAAGAGGCCAGAUAUGUUACAGGCCAUUUACAACACCAGCAUGUGGAGUCAGUGGAAGUACAAAGAGCUCUAUGAGAAGGGGAAGGAUAAAUUCACAUCCGUGAUUGACACACCAGAGCACAACCGAGCUCAGAGAGCUGGAAAGCAGAUCAGUGAAAACAUCUACAAAAUGGAUUGGAAUAAGGUUAAGGCCAAGUCUUACACCACAAUCCAUGAUACCCCAGCACUGCUACAUGCGCGAAAAGUAAAGGACAAGAUCAGUGAGCUGAAAUACAAAGAACUGUAUGAGAAGAGCAGAGGACACUGUACCAUGGUGUCAGAUGCUCUCCCUAUCAAGACAGCCAAAGAUGCCUACAAAUCCAUCAGCAAUUUGAAUUAUAAGAAGAAAUAUGAGGCCACCAAGGCUCACUGGCAGUGGACUACUGACAUGCCAGACUUCUUGCAGAAUGCAAAAUCUUCUCUACAGCAGAGUGAUUAUGAAUACAAACUGGACAGAGAAUUCAUGAAGGGAUGCAAGCUGUCUGUUACAGAUGACAAAGACACUGUCCUGGCCAUGAAGAAUGCUGAAAUGAAUAGCAAUGUGAAAUACAAGACAAAGUAUGAUAAAGGAACGUACCAAGGAGAGUUUGGAGUUGUUUCAGAUACACCUCAGAUCAUCCAUGCUAAAUCUGCCAGUGCUCUGGUAUCUGAGAACAAAUACAAAGCAGAAGGGAAGAAGCAGCUGCCACACGGUACAUUUACCACUCUCGCUGAAACCCGUGAUACAGCUCACGUCAAAGAAGUGACUAAGAUUGUUAGUGAGAAUCAAUACAAAGAAAAGUUUGUGAAAGAGAAAGGCAAGUCCAACUACGCUAUCAUGCAGGAACCACCCGAGGUGAAGCACGCAGUUGAGGUGGCCAAGGCCCAAAGCAAUGUUGCUUACAGGAAAGCUGCAAAGGCUAACCUUAACUACACAUCUACUACUGACAGACCUGAUAUUCAGAAGGCAACUCUUGUGUCUAAACUAGUCAGUAAUAUUCAGUACAAAUCUAAAGCCCGUGAAGAAGCUACCCGUGGUUACUCUGGUCUUGGACGACCAGAUAUUGACCUAGCUCAGGAAGUGUCCAAACUUACAAGCCAGGCUGAGUAUGCCAAAGGAAAGCUGAGGGGACAUGGAGCAGCAUCUUAUGACACCCCCAUCAUGAGGACACUUAAGAAAGCUAAUGCUCUCACUAGUAAUGUAAAAUACAAGGAACAGUUUUCGAAAGACAAAAGAAUUAGACCACAAUAUGAUCUCAAGGACGCCAAAAUCUAUGAAACCAUGAAAGAAGCAAAUACUCUUGCUAGUGAGGUGAAAUAUAAGGCAGAUCUUAAGAAGCUUCACAAACCCGUGACUGAUAUGGCGGAAUCUCUCAAUAUGCAGCACAUUACCGGCACAAGCAAGCUAGCCAGCGACUACCAGUACAAGAAGGAAUUUCAGAAGAGUAAGGGUCACUACCAAGUGGUGCCUGAUACACUUGAACAAGUUCAUGUAAAGGAGGCAACAGAACUACAGAGCAUAGUGAAAUACAAAGAGAAAUAUGAAAAAGAGAGAGGCAAAGCUAUGCUGGACUUUGAGACUCCAACCUAUGUCACAGCUAUGGAGUCUCAGCAUAUGCAGAGUGAGAAAGAAUAUAAGAAAGACUUUGAAGAAUGUAUUAAGGGCAGAAACCUUUCUGGUUUGGAGGUUACGCCAUCAAUGUUACAUGUCAGAUAUGCUACAAAAAUAGCAAGCGAGAAAGAGUACAGGAAGGAUCUGGAUGACACUAGAGGACGGGGCCUGACGGAGGAGGAGACUCCAGAACUAAUAAGAGCUAAAAAUGCCACACACAUCUUAAAUGAGAAAGAAUAUAAGAAAACACUGGAACUGGAAAUUAAAGGAAAAGGUCUAUCAAUGGGCUUGGAUACUCCAGACUUCCAGAGAGCAAAGAAUGCUACUGAUAUUGCCAGCCAGAUAAAAUACAAACAUUCUGCAGAAAUGGAAAAGGGAAGCUACACAUCUGUUGUAGAUACACCAGAAAUUAUCCAUGCUCAGCAAGUCAGAAAUCUUUCAAGCCAGAAAAAAUACAAAGAAGAGGCAGAGAGGACCAUGUCUUAUUACGUACCUGUAGUAGACACACCCGAAAUGCUGAGAGUUCGCGAGAACCAGAAGAACUUUAGCACUCUACAGUACCAGGGUGACCAUAUACAAAGUAAAGGAAAAGUCACAGUGGUUAAAGACACGCCAGAAAUUCUGCGUGUUAAAGAAAAUCAAAAGAAUUUCAGCUCGAUACUGUACAAAGAUGAAGUUGGAACAGGAACACCUAUUGGGCACACCCCAGAGAUGGAGAGAAUUAAAAGAACACAGGAUGCCAUUAGCACGAUAAAAUACAAGGAACAUGUUGGACAAGGUACUUCAAUUUCUGACCUUCCGGAAGUGAAACGCGUAAAGGAGAUGCAGAAGAACAUUAGCUCGGUUAUGUACAAGGACAGCUUGGGGCAGGGCACCCCGACACACAUGACUCCAGAAAUGGAGAGGGUCAAACGCAACCAAGAGAACAUUAGCAUGAUUAUGUACAAAGAAAACUUGGGAACAGCAACACCAAUGCCUAUGACUCCUGAGAUGGAGAGAGUAAAGCGCAAUCAAGAACAUAUUAGCUCGGUUUCAUACAAAGACAAUCUGGGGAAAAGUACCCCCACUACAGACACUCCAGAGUUGGAGAGGGUCAGACGCAAUCAAGAAAACAUUAGCAUGGUGUCAUAUAAAGAACAUUCUGGAAAAGCCACCCCAACACCUGUAACCCCUGAGAUGGAGCGUGUUAAACGCAACCAAGAAAAUAUUAGCUCGGUUCUAUACUCUGACCAGUUCCGUAAACAGAUACAAGGCAGAGCCGCCUACAUAAUGGACACACCUGAAAUGAGACGUGUUCGUGAAUCUCAGCGCCAUAUCUCAUCGGUGAGAUACCAUGAAGAUUUUGAAAAACAGAAGGGAUGUUUCACUCCUGUGGUCUCUGACCCAAUAACGGAGAGAGUGAAGAAAAACACCAUAGACUUCAGUGACAUUAACUACAGAGGAAUCCAGAGGAAGGUUGUGGAAAUUGAGCGCAAGAGAAGUGAACAGGAUCAAGACGUCACAGAUCUUAGAGUGUGGCGUACAAAUCCUGGAUCUGUCUUUGACUAUGACCCAGCUGAAGAUAACAUACAAUCAAGAAGCUUACACAUGCUUUCUGUUCAAGCCCGUCGAAGCCGUGAGCACUCCCGUUCCGCUAGUGCACUUAGCUUGAGUGCUGGGGAUGAAAAAUCUGAACUUUCCGAGGCGGCUGACCAUCACCAUUCCUACUACAGCAACGGAGGUCUGUUUACCACCACUGUAACAGGCCACAAGGAAAGUUCACAUGUACUGUUUUAUCAAGGAUACAAGCAAGCAAAAACUACUGAGCUUCCACAACAAAGGUCUUCUUCUGUAGCAACUCAACAAACAACUGCCUCAUCUGUGCCAUCACACCCGUCCACAACUGGAAAAACAUUCAGAGCCAUGUAUGACUAUCGGGCAGCAGACGGUGAUGAAGUCUCUUUCAAGGAUGGGGACACCAUCAUGAACGUUCAGACCAUAGAUGAAGGAUGGAUGUACGGGACAGUUCAGAGAACUGGCCAGACUGGCAUGCUACCAGCUAACUAUUUGGAAACCGUUUAAUGAAUCCUUCAUAACUGACAGAUUCGGCACUACCAUAGAAAAAAAAAACAACACUGAAUGGCAGCAGCCGUUUUUAUUAUUCUGUCAACUUACCUUAUAUGAAAUAAAAGCAAUUAAAAAAAAAUAACAUCUUAAGCAGCAAUUUCCUAACAUCGGACUGCAACCUGACUACUUUAUAGAGAUUUUUUUUUCUUUUUCGUGAAAAUAACAUCAGCUAAUGCCAGAUUGUCUUUGGUCACCAAUUAAUUCUAAACUCAUAUAUGUUUCAAUUUACGACUUGAACAAUGCCAUAGGCAAUGCCAAUGCCAUAGGCAUCUUACCUGCUAUUUGUAUGUUCAAUAUGUUUUCUUACUGUACACUGACAUAGCAUAUUUCCUGGUGUUGUAAAAUCCACCAGUUUACACUGGUUUAAUCGACUGCCCUAGGAUAUGACAUGAUGGAAGAGCCUCUCCCCUCCUCUGCUUGUGAACGCUGCAUGCAUAAGAUUAUGUUCUAGGGUCAAAAACAUUUAAUCCCUGUACAUUAGCGAUCAAUAAAGCUGGGGUUUCUGCAGAA